CCAACGAAAGGGCUGAGCGAGUGUAGCAGAGCGAAAAGGCUUUUUCGGGGCAAGCAACCGACUGGCCACUUCGCUUGGAUGGAGCUCAGCAUGUUUACCGUUGUUCGCCUUACAUUUUCAAUCUAAUUUUUUUUUAGUUUUAGUUUUUUAAUGUUUCAUUUGCAAACAUUAUACGACACACCAGCGCUAGCUUUAGCCCGCUGCGCUCUGCUCCGUCUCGGCUAGGCUGCAUGAUUUUUUCUGUUGUGUUGCUGGCUAGUUUGGCUACAAUGCUAGUUCGCUAGUUAGCUAAUUUGCUUUAAAAAAGCUACAAAAGGCGUUUAGAGAAGUCCGAUCUGUUUCUUCGUGAGCUCGGAAUAUAGCGAGAACUGCCCUGUACCGCGUUAUUUCUCCGUUGUUUUGGUUUUUUUCCCUUCUUCUUCUUCUUCUUCUUCUUCUCCCUCCACUAUUGUAGAUAUUUUUUAAACGCUCCGUAACCGUUUGCGCGUUUUGCAGAAAGUGAACGCUGCUUCAUUAUUCUCCGGUCCCCCCCCCCCCCUCUCUCAAACACUGAUUUCUUUUCAUUUCGUCUUUGUUUAUUUUUUUUUAUUUCUCGUUCUCCUUUGUAGCAACAUUAAUCUAAAUGCUGCACGGUUUAACUUUUUAAGUUACUCGAACAGAUAAAUAAUAAUAAUUUUAUUAUUAUUUUUUAUUUUUUACCAAAAAAAAAAGAAAACAACCGAACGAUGUUGUGUUCCCUGUCUGGAGUAGUUCAGAGAGUCAAUCAGUGUUUAUUAAUUCCUUUUGUUUGUUUAGUUUAACGGGGAGAUUUUCAAACACUCGGUGUAUCCGGAUUGAACAUUAAAACUAAGUCUCUGUGUAACAUUUCGAAGUGUUUUAAAAAACAGUAAGGGUGCAUACGUGGGUUUUUGGUUUUUCUUUUUCCCUUUUUCUUUUGCGCAGCCGCGGUACAUCAUCAUCAUCAUCAUCAUCAUCAUCUCACACUCGGACACUUAACUACAUCCCAAGCUUCGUCGUGUGUUUACUACUACUAAAUAUCAUUUGUUUUUACAAUUUGGGAGUUUUUUAAAAAUGGAUGAUCAUCAGACCCGCAUGCUGUCGGGACUAACCGGGCUCGGAGGACUCGGUCAGGGCGACCCGAAUGACCCGGAUCCGGUCCGGAAGCAGCAGGACAUCGGGGACAUCCUGCAGCAGAUCAUGGCCAUCACUGAUGAAAGCCUGGAUGAGGCCCAAGCCAGAUGCUGGCCAGAGGAGGGACGAGGCGACCCCACACAGGCAGGGGGAGCCGGGGGGAGCGCGCAGGCAGGGGGGGAAUGCACCCUGCCGCUCGACUUCCAGCACAGAAAACACGCGUUGAACUGCCACAGAAUGAAGCCGGCUCUCUUCAGCGUGCUGUGUGAGAUCAAAGAGAAGACGGUGUUGAGCAUCCGUGGUGUGCAGGAGGAGGAUCCCCCAGACCCCCAGAUCAUGCGCCUGGAUAACAUGCUGCUGGCCGAAGGAGUUUCCGGUCCCGAGAAAGGCGGAGGUUCUGCCGCGGCGGCAGCGGCGGCGGCCGCCGGAGGAUCGCCGAACGACGGCAGCGUGGAGCACUCGGACUACAGAGCCAAACUCGCUCAGAUCCGCCAGAUCUACCACUCCGAGCUGGAGAAAUACGAACAGGCCUGCAGUGAAUUCACCAACCACGUGAUGAACCUGCUGAGAGAGCAGUCACGCACACGGCCCAUCUCACCCAAAGAGAUCGAGCGCAUGGUGGCCAUCAUUCACCGCAAGUUCAGCUCCAUCCAGAUGCAGCUCAAGCAGAGCACCUGCGAGGCAGUCAUGAUCCUCCGCUCACGCUUCCUCGACGCCAGACGCAAGAGACGCAACUUCAACAAGCAGGCCACAGAGGUGCUGAAUGAGUAUUUUUACUCGCACCUGUCCAACCCCUACCCCAGCGAGGAAGCCAAGGAGGAGCUGGCCAAGAAGUGCGGCAUCACUGUGUCUCAGGUCUCCAACUGGUUCGGCAACAAGAGAAUUCGGUACAAGAAAAACAUCGGCAAGUUUCAGGAGGAAGCCAACCUGUACGCAGUAAAAACAGCUGUGGACGCAGCCAACGCCUCUGCACAGGCCAGCCAGGCCAACUCCCCCGCCACGCCCAACUCAGGUGGAUACCCAGCGCCCUGCUACACACCUGACGGCCGGCUAUGAGGAGCGGUCAGGAAGUGCCCUUUACACCCCACACUGCCUAGACGCCAACAGCAGCUGGGAGGAAAACCCCAUCACUCCUCCACCCGGACAUCCCAGCAGCGUCCAAUCACAACCCUGCAACUGAGAGAGACACAGUAACACACACACACACACUCAUACACACUUCAGCGCUUCCACCAGUCCAACUCCACUUCCUCCUCGGACUCAACUUUGUUUUGCAAGCUCUCAGCUAGAACGACGGUACCGAGCCCCCCAUCCACCCCGAGCCCCCACACACAGACACACACACACACUCCCUCACACACUCCCUCACACACUCCCUCACACACUUUCAAGUUUGGACUUCAUUGGACAGUCGUCUAGGAGCCUUCGCUCAGGAAGGAAACACAGGAAAAGGAAAAAGAAAGGUCACACGUCAGAGCAUUCUGCUCUGUUGCUGGAGUGCUGUGUGUGUGUGUGUGUGUGUGUGUGUGUGUGUGUGUCCACACGCACGCACAUUUACUAAGCCAGCUACAUUGAAGACCACAGGAUCCUCCGACCUGCCUGCUUUGAACCAAAGCGCUGUCCGUCCGUCAGAGAAGCUCCUCAGACUGCCGCAGGUCAACACCACGCAGGUUCUCCUCAGCUCCCUGUCUGUGACCGCUUUCCCGCGCCGUGCGCUCCAACAGCUGC
Messenger RNA from Hemibagrus wyckioides, 2859 nucleotides. RefSeq names its product pre-B-cell leukemia transcription factor 1-like. Gene Ontology annotation, molecular function: DNA-binding transcription factor activity, RNA polymerase II-specific; RNA polymerase II cis-regulatory region sequence-specific DNA binding. Bases 1072 to 2187 code for a protein of 371 amino acids. Gene Ontology annotation, biological process: regulation of transcription by RNA polymerase II; eye development; animal organ morphogenesis. The record is from RefSeq and is a predicted model, not a curated record. The transcript has 9 exons. Gene Ontology annotation, cellular component: nucleus. NCBI's taxonomy places the organism in Eukaryota, Metazoa, Chordata, Actinopteri, Siluriformes, Bagridae.